CAUACAACUAGCCCUAUAUGCUGCUUAGCAACUAACACACCACAAAAGUCCCUAUCAAAUCAUGCCAAACACAGCACAACAACAACAAUCCAUUUUCAUUUUCAUGUCCACCUUAUAAUAUAAAUACUGAACCCCUUCAACCCUAAUGAAAUCAGAAACUAUAGUACUAAAGAGUUAUAGAUGGAUCGUGUGGCAAAGUUGGCGUCUCAGAAGGCAGUGGUGAUCUUCAGCAAGAGUUCCUGCGGGAUGUGCCAUGCAAUAAAGCGACUUUUCUACGACCUUGGGGUGGCUCCGGCAAUAUACGAGGUGGACGAGGUUUCAAGAGGGAAGGAAAUAGAGUGGUGUCUGAUGAAACUAGGAUGUAACCCUUCUGUGCCUGCAGUCUUCAUUGGAGGCAAGUUUGUGGGUGCUGCUAACACUGUCAUGACCCUUCAUCUCAAUGGCUCACUAAAGAAAAUGCUCAGAGAUGCUGGAGCAUUGUGGCUCUAGAAAAACUAACUGUAUAUCAUAUAUAUAUAUAUAUAUAUGCUAUGCAUGCAAAGCAAACAGCUACAGCAAAAGCAUGCUUUUUCAGAACCUGAUUUAGAUGCAUGUAUUAUAAUAUAGCUUUUUCUGGUGGCAAAGAUAUUUGCAUGUAUGUCCUUCUUUUGUUAUCUUUGAGGAAAAGAUAAAGGUAUGAAGUACUAAAGAUUGUG
Vigna radiata var. radiata (mung bean) is the source of this 695-nucleotide messenger RNA. RefSeq names its product monothiol glutaredoxin-S10. Lineage: Eukaryota; Viridiplantae; Streptophyta; Magnoliopsida; Fabales; Fabaceae. The record is from RefSeq and is a predicted model, not a curated record. The coding region runs from base 181 to 489 and encodes 102 amino acids. The transcript has a single exon.